UAUUUCAAACCUAAUUCUAAUUAAAUUGAUCUACAAAAUCUACAAAAAGUUGAAUUCGGCUGGGAUUGAGUGAGUUAUUGAUCCGCCCAAGAUGCACCAUUUGACGAAAGGUCCUUUGUGAAUCUAGAGAGAGAGAGGCGGGCGAGAUUGAUGUUGUAUGUGUAUCGCUUUCGCUACAAGCAACUAACCAAAGUCUCCAGAACAACUUCAUCUCUCCUACAAGAAAAACAGAACACUGAACAGCCUCCAGCUUCGAGGUAACUUUCUGUCACUACAAAGGAAACCCCUCACCGGUCAUCAGUUUCUAUUUGAAAUCAAUGAAGAGGUAUCUUUUUCAACUCUAGAGACCCUAAGGAAUUGACCGCUUGAACACAUAUUAUUCCAUCAUUAUGUCACAUGACGAGAUCGCAAAGGAAGCAAUUAAACAUGCUCUGAAGGCUCUUCGGAAGCGGCAUUUACUUGAGGAAGGUGCUCAUGCUCCUGCUUUCAUCGCUCUAUCAAGGCCCUUUGCUUCUCAGGGUUCAGAAUGGAAAGAGAAAGCAGAAAAUCUCGAAGUGGAACUUCAGCAAUUGUACAAAGCUCAAGCCCGAUUAUCUGACCAGCUUGUGGUGGAAGUGGCUGAGUCCAGAGCUUCAAAAACUUUAGCUCAAGAGAAAGAAGCUAUAAUCACUGAUCUGCAAAAUGAGCUCAAUAAUGCAAGGGAUGAAUGUUCUCAUUUGACUAUAGAUUUAGAAGAAAAGACUAAAUGUUUAGAAUUGGUCACAAGUGAGAACCAAGAACUUAAAACUCAACUUGAGGAGAUGAUUACGAAAGCUAAAAAUGCUGAGGCUGAAAAUAAAAUGUUAAUUGACCGUUGGAUGUUGUCGAAAAUGCAGGAUGCUGAACGCCUUAAUGAGGCUAAUGCAAUUUAUGGAGAGAUGCUUGAUCGGGUCAAGGCCAGUAGCAUAGAACAACUUGCCCGGCAGCAAGUGGAUGGUGUGGUUCGCCGAAGUGAAGAAGGUGCUGAGUACUAUGUGGAGUCAACUAUUCCCAAUGCAUGCAAGCACAAAAUCCCUGCUCAUGAAGGUGGCUGUGCUUCUAUAUUGUUUGAAUACAAUUCUGGGAAUUUGAUUAGUGGGGGACAGGACAGGACUAUUAAGAUAUGGGAUACAAACACUGGGUCACUAAGUCGCACUCUUCAUGGUUGUCUGGGCUCUGUUCUUGAUCUCACCAUUACGCAUGAUAAUAGAUCUGUUAUUGCAGCCAGUAGUUCAAACAACUUGUAUGUAUGGGAUGUAAAUUCAGGUCGGAUCCGUCAUACUCUCACAGGCCACAUAGAUAAAGUCUGUGCUGUAGAUGUGAGCAAAGUUUCAAGUCGCCACGUUGUGAGUGCAGCUUAUGAUCGUACCAUAAAAGUUUGGGAUCUGCAGAAAGGAUACUGCAUCAACACAAUUAUCUUUCACAGCAAUUGCAAUGCUCUUUGUUUCAGCAUGGAUGGACUGACCAUUUGUUCAGGUCAUGUUGAUGGGAAUAUUCGGUUGUGGGAUAUCCAGACAGGAAAGCUACUCAGUGAAGUUGCUGCACAUUCACUUGCUGUUACAUCAAUAUCCUCAUCCCGAAAUGGAAAUGUAAUAUUGACAAGUGGGAGAGACAAUUUGCACAAUUUGUUUGAUAUGCACUCUCUUGAAGUUUGUGGCAGAUUUAGCGCAGCUGGGAAUAGAGUGGCAUCUAAUUGGAGCCGUUCCUGUAUUAGUGCAGAUGACAACUAUGUUGCUGCUGGAUCGGCUGAUGGAUCGAUCUCUGUUUGGUCAAUAUCAAAAGCUGAUAUAGUGAGCACUCUAAAGGAGCACACUACUUCUGUCCUAUGUUGUUCUUGGAGUGGUCUUGGCAAACCUGUAGCCUCCUCUGACAAGAAUGGAAUUAUUUGUACAUGGACUUGAUGGGUUUACUUUUGAAAUCAAAUGGUACAGACAGUUAGUUGUGAUAUAUUGAUGCCCUUUGUCUAUAGCUAAUGUAUUCUUUCCAGACAGACCGAUUUCUGUCAAUAUAGUUUAACAUCGUGAGGGGUUGUUUUGUGGUUUUUCGAAAGGUUUGAGGGGUUUGCUGACCUCAAAACUGCAUUAAUUGGAAAUAAAGAUCUUGCUCUGCUUGUAAA
This is a messenger RNA of Cornus florida, 2134 nucleotides long. Its product is annotated as autophagy-related protein 16. The transcript has 6 exons. Gene Ontology annotation, cellular component: autophagosome membrane. Gene Ontology annotation, biological process: autophagosome assembly. The coding region runs from base 390 to 1919 and encodes 509 amino acids. The record is from RefSeq and is a predicted model, not a curated record. Lineage: Eukaryota; Viridiplantae; Streptophyta; Magnoliopsida; Cornales; Cornaceae. Gene Ontology annotation, molecular function: protein binding.